AUGUUUGCGGAAUCAUCUGAUUCCGAAUCGGAUGCUCCAUCGGCUGCUAGAGAUCAAAGAUUGUCUGCACUCGCAAAGACGAAACAUGAGGAUUUGAAGGAGACCUUUGAAGAGGAGUAUGACCAUUAUAAGGACUCUGAGCCUCCGCCAGCGAAAGUCGUUGCCACUGAUUCGAAGCCAAUGUCAAAUGCGGAGAGAAUGAUGGCAAAGAUGGGUUACAAAGAAGGAAAAGGUUUAGGAAAGACAAAGCAAGGAGCUGUUGAACCGGUUGCUUUGUCUACUCAACGUGGUCGAGUUGGUCUUGGCCACAACAUUACCAAGAAAAAUAACCCAAUUGACGUACGAAACACACUUGCGACCCCUGGUGAAAUUCUGCGAAGAAUGCUUGAAUCGAAAAAUGCACCUCUUUUCUACUUUGCCGACGUCUGCGCUGGUCCUGGUGGAUUUUCAGAGUAUAUGCUAUGGCGAAAGGCUUUCUACAAUGUGAAAGGUUUUGGGUUCACUCUCAAAGGAAAGGACGAUUUCAAACUUGGGAAGUUCUACGCUUCUUCUGCUCACUAUUUUGAGCCGUAUUACGGGAAGGAAGGAGAUGGUGACGUGACGAAACCAGAGAAUAUCAACUCUUUAGAAGAGUUCAUUAUGAAAGGAACUAAUGAUGUUGGCGUUGAUCUCAUGAUGGCCGAUGGUGGCUUCAGUUCCGAGGCCAAGAAAAUAUUCAGUUUCUAUGGUCGCGAAGACUUCAGUGCGAGGCUACCACCGUUCGCUGCUACGCUGCUCAGUGAACGAACAAUAAAAGAGCUCAGAUAUGCUGAGUUUUCCCUCAACAUACUCUCAAAUCGAGCUUCAACACAGCCCGAACUUUUGAUCUCAACUGGGGUGGAUAACAAGCGUCUGGAAACUGUUGCUGUCGAUGGCCUCGUUCGGAUUCUCGAUGCUGCUGUACUUAAUGGUGAUGAUGUUUCGGGUUUGUUGUAUUCAAAGAGAAUGGCUGCAGCUCAAAAAUUCUGCCUGGCACUGAAAUUGAUCGUGCCCAAGGUCAGACUGGGUUGGGGAAAUCAUGAACGAUAUGUGGUUCCUCCUCAACUGGUAGUGGCAGGAGCGUACUCGUUUGAUCAGUUGGCUCAGGUUCGAAGAAAGUUCUCUCGGGUGCGUCAUUCUGGUGAAGAAGUUUUGGUCUACGACGAGAACGGUUACUUGUUAAUGUGUAAGGCGUUCCGAGUUGCACGCCUUCUGAAAGAAGCGUGGAAAAUGGGAUGGUCGUGUAGCCGUUCAAUGACAUAUGCUUUCUGCCCCCAGCGACCUGAUCUUGGCAGUUUCUUCGAACCCCAGUGGGAAGAGCAUGAAUGUUGUUCAUCGUUUUGGGAGAGCGCAAUGCCAUCAAAACAAACGACAGGGCAUGUCCCAAUGCAGUGCAUAUGGAGUUGGGAGAAUAGCUUACUGGACAACUAUGGGCCUCGUGUAAUCCUUGAGAAUGACUCGCACAAGAGCGGACCGACCGUGAACUCAGUACUGCGAGAAGUGGCAGAAACAGAUGAGCAAUGUCGGAAAAGUGUGGCUGCUUAA
This is a messenger RNA of Ostertagia ostertagi, 1563 nucleotides long. Lineage: Eukaryota; Metazoa; Nematoda; Chromadorea; Rhabditida; Trichostrongylidae. The record is from the annotation of a GenBank genome assembly.